This is a messenger RNA of Thrips palmi, 5031 nucleotides long. RefSeq names its product DNA-binding protein Ikaros. Gene Ontology annotation, biological process: regulation of transcription by RNA polymerase II. The coding region runs from base 318 to 1886 and encodes 522 amino acids. Lineage: Eukaryota; Metazoa; Arthropoda; Insecta; Thysanoptera; Thripidae. The transcript is spliced from 7 exons. Gene Ontology annotation, molecular function: RNA polymerase II cis-regulatory region sequence-specific DNA binding; DNA-binding transcription factor activity. The record is from RefSeq and is a predicted model, not a curated record.
CGACGUCCUUAGCCAGAACCAGAAGACACAGCUUCGCGAUUAGGCUGCCGACGUCUCAAAGUGUCAGUGUGUCAGUGCUGGCCGCGGGACGUGCCGGCCGUCAAGUUUGUGUUGGGACUGUACCGGGGUACCCGGAGGCCUGGGCUGGACCGGCUGGGCCUGCCAGUUGUCUGCUGAGGCUGAGGUGUGGAGGCGGUGCAGGGUUUUCCCUUGCUCCCCCUGACCAGUAUCAAAGUUCAAGUUCCGUGUUUGAGGAAGAUUGUUGCAUUGGGAGCCACUGUGUUUUCUGCCUGUGCUGACUGAUUGGAUUGGCCAACAUGAAUCCCUUGUGGCCUUUUUUGCCUACCUUUGCAUCUGUGAAUAUGACUGGAGUGGAGAUGCGUGGUGGUGGAGCCCCCGGGCCGGGUCCUGGCCACGGCCUGGGGUUGACAAUUGAUGCCUGUGUGGAGUCUGAUGGUCGACACUCUGGAGGGGAAGAUGUGGUUGAUGAUGACUGCAGCGAAUCAGGACUACUACGCUGUGCGAGGUGUGAUUUUGAUACCCCCAAUAGGAUAACAUUCAUUGCACAUUUAUCUGAGUGCAAUGGUGAAGGCCAAGUUGUCGAAGGUGGUGAUACUUCACCCGACCGCCAUAAUCGCAAAUUGUUUGAGUGUGAUGUAUGUAACAUGAAAUUUUCUAAUGGAGCCAACAUGAGGAGACACAAGAUGAGGCAUACUGGAGUAAAACCUUAUGAGUGCCGAGUUUGUCAGAAAAGGUUUUUUCGGAAAGACCAUUUGGCAGAACAUUUUACUACACACACUAAAACAUUACCUUAUCAUUGCCCAAUCUGCCACCGUGGUUUCCAGAGACAAAUUGCCAUGAGAGCUCACUUUCAAAAUGAGCAUGUUGGUCAGCACGAUAUGGUCAAAUCUUGUCCAUUAUGUUCUUUCCAAGCACCAUCCAUGAAGAGUUUGAGAGUUCAUUUUUUUAAUAGGCAUGGAAUUGAUCUUGAUAACCCAGGACCAUCUUUGGGUAUUGAAACAAGUGGCAAUCCUGGGGUGAAUGGCGGCUUAGGAGCAACUCUGGGCAGUGCCAUAGCUGGUGCUUUGGUCGCGAGUCCUAUCGAGUCUGGAGAGAGCACACCUCCAAUGCACUUUCUGACUCCUCAUGUUGAAAUUUCGAUGGCCGACCCGCCCGGUGCCUACUCUCCGGGCCAGAAUGAGCAUGCCAAUGGGAGUGGGGAUGUCAGUGGAGACCCAAGCUCACCUCAGUCUGCUGACUCAGCCAGUUUGUCUGCAGUCAACACAAGCUCCCUGCCCAUGGUACGGAGGGAUUCGCCUGACCUUGGUCUAAGCAACAGCAUCACCAACGGCUCUCCUCCACAAGAUGUAUCGCUCUUACUUCUCCCAGUUAAACAAGAAAAUUUCAGUGAUGCUUCUAUUGGUGCUGCCAGUUGUGGCAGUGGCAGUGGCAGUGGCGAGGAAGGAGAUGACGAUAAGCGAGGUACUAAUGGAGCAGUCAAUCUCACUACCUGCAAAGAUUCAGCAGGAAUCAAUAAUUCAACAAGGCUAAUUAAGGUAUCUCCGCUCAAGAGCCUUCUGAGAGAUGAUGGGAAACGACCACGACUUAUUUCAUCCAGACCACGACCCGAACUGCUACCUGUAAAUCGUCCAGCUCUGAGUGGGCCGCCUCCAGAUCCCAGUUCAGCUAAUAACACGCCAGCAUGGCAGCUCCAUCCGAAGCUUCAGUGUAACUUCUGUGGUAUUGCCUUUCCUGACCAGACUUUGUAUUUCAUGCAUAAGGGUUGCCAUUCGGAUACAAAUCCGUGGAAAUGUAAUAUUUGCGGUGAGCAGUGUUCCUCAGUUUAUGACUUUAAUGCUCACCUGCUCAGUAAAUCUCAUCAAUGAGUAUAUUCACCUAAGUAUGCACGUUUCAUGCACUGUUUCCCCGUCACUUUAGUUUGGCACUUCAGUUGACUUUUGAGGUGUGGCCAAGAUCGGAAUACCAAGAAGAACUAAAGCAGAUACAGCUUAUGUAUUCUGAAAGUAUAGCUCAAUUGCUAAAAUGGUGUUUCUUUGUAGAAUUUAGUUCUGAACUUUGUUGCAGCUUGGAUUUAUUUAUGUUGCUUUUCUGUGCCUAAUUUAUCGAAUUCUAGUCAAAUAACAAAGUGCAUGAAAGAUUUAUGUUGUGGUCUUGAGGAAGUUUCUAGUUUUUAAAAAUUUCUGCACCUUAUGUGUACAGAUAUUUAUUGUUAUUUCCUUUAGGUAAAUCAGGUAUAGAAUACCUAAUGAAAAUAUACUUGAAGUGAAAGUCUAAAUGGAAUACUUGAUCUUAUGUUGCUUGGCCCUCUGGUCAAAGAAUAGUCUGCCCCUAUUAAAGUUAGGGGUCAUAAAAAAAUUUAUGUUUUCAUAAACCCUUUUCAGAAUGUAACAAAACAUUUCUGGGCCAAUACAUUCCGUCCUUUGUAAUGAUUUUGAGUCUCAUAAUCUUUGUAAAAUCGUUUUGAAUUCUUUUAUACAUGCAUUCCAAAGUAAUGAAAAGAAAAUUUUCACUGCACGUGAUCGUUGAAUGUUAUGCAAACUUAUAUUUUUGAACAUUCAUGUUAAGCAUCAACAUGCGCAGUCAUUUGUAUUUUUAUUGGUAGACUACUAUUUUUGAACUGAUCUGGUUUUAGAUUUAGUCAGAGAUACUUCUAAUGUUUGUUUUUGAUCUGCUUGUGUUGCUCAAGUAUUACUUUUGUGCCUAGUAAUUGAUUGCAGUCUGUAUCUGUGCCUUUGUAACUGAUUCCGUCCAUCGGUAAGGUCCAUUUAUAGCCUGAUGUUAAGUUAACCUGUCUGAUACGAUAGAAUGUAGCUAGUUUUCACGAACUGAUUGCUCACAGAAUGUUUAGUAAGGUUGGAAUACGUAGAUAGGUCAUAUGCAAAACCACGCAAUGUGAAGAUACAUUUUCUAAUGUACUUAACUUGCACUUGUUGCUCAACACUGCUUAUGUUAUACUCUCUGGUUAGUGAACAGUUCAAUUUCGAUAUUAUUGUAUUUUACAUUGAAUAUCAUCGUGUUCAUUGCUGCAAGACUUAUCAGUAUCUUUAACAUGCUUGUUCCACUUGGCUUUGCAGUUGAAAGGAUCACUUAGUGAUGAAAUGACUGGAAACUCAUUUGUAUUGAUCUGCUGUAUAAUUCUCUCUCACUUUGGACUUGGCCCGGUACCAGCUAGAGAGCAAACAAGCAUAUGAUAGUCAAUACUCUUCACUGAAGAAACCAAAUAGUUAUUUAUUUAAUGCACACUAAUUUAAGUGUUCUUUGUCUUGUGUGGUUCUAGUGUGGUGAUGAGUGGUUGUGACCUAAGUAUUUUUAAUGAAAGUUGUUUGUUCUUUGUUGUGAAAGUUCUGUUACAGGACUAUUUUAGUCAUGCAUGAAAUCAUAAAGAUUUUUCUUUAAAUUCUUUCAUUUAAAAAGAGAAGUUGAAAUUUAUCUUGAUUUUGCUUAAGAUAAUAUUGAAGCAUGGUGGAAUGCCAGCCAUGGACUUUGUGCUGGAACCUGUCAUCCCCAUCCCACCAUCCUAGCAUCUGUAGCCAUGCUGCAGCACUGCUGUAGUUGGGGCAGUCUCACACUUGGUGCAAUACCUGCUGGACCGUAUCUUAAAUUGGAUAUUGUCAUGAGAUCACGACAAACUGAAAAUCUUUCCUCCAACAUGAAGAUGCCGGUUACUUAUUUUUAGAAAACAGCCUCAAAGCUUCAACACCAAAGGGUACUGAGAUUGCGUCGCAUUGUAUUGACAUUCCUUUUGUUAAUCUCAGUUUUGUUUGCUCAAUGUGUUUUGAAGGACAGUUUUAUUAUGUUUUUUGUGUUCAUCUCACUGCUUUCAAUUUGAGUACAAUGUUUGUAUAGACUUUAUUUAUUGAAUUUUUUGUUUCAAUUUUCCUGUAGACAUUCCUGUGAAUAAUUUAUUAAAUAUAAUAUUCAUAAAGUUCAUCAUGAUCCUACUUAAGAUAGAAUCUCUUAUGACAAGAGACUUGUUUCCUCAAUCCCCUAAGGUGUCUUAUUUCCUUUUGUAAGAAAAGAAAUAAAUGAGAAGAUUCCUGUAUAGAUACCAACUGUAUGCAUGGUAUGUUCUUAGUUCUCCUAACCAAUUUUCUGGAGCCGUUCAUACUUUUCAUAAAGUUGGUAUCCACAGAUGAUGAUAAUGGGUUUGAUUUAUGUUUCCCGAAGAUCUAAAAAAUUAGGCUAAUCUUUAAAGCCAAAUUAAAUACUUUCUUUCUAUUUGUGUGUAUGGACAUAUCUUGUUGCAUGUCCAUUUUAUGAUGAUAUGUUAAGAAUAACAUUUCAUAUUUUGUACUACACUUAAACUAUUUAUUUAUUUAAUAGUUGUUGACGUGUUUUUUUUUUUUGUCCACUCAUUGCAAGUUUUGUGCAAUGUUGUUAGCUGAUUUUGUUUUGAAUGUUUUCUUUUUUUUGUUGACUCAUUUUAGUCCACUGUCACUGGAUUUGUCCUUUUCCUUGCAUUUGCACAUUUUGUCCUCCAUCUCUAGUUCCUUGGUUGAACUGCAGUAUUUCUUACGAAGCAAGUUUCAAAUGAUCGUAGCUAAGCUGUAUCAGUUUAUCUUGCUGCACUUUCUACUUCGGUCACUCAAUUAUUUAUCUACACUGAAUUUUGUGUAAACGUCAUUUAAGCUGUGCUGUUCCUGUUGCGACAUUCACACAAUUCCUGUUACAACUGUAUUCAAUGCAUUUGUAAAAGGGUUCAGUUAUGCAUUUCUUUUGACAGAAAUUUUUAGAUGUGUAUUGCCAUGAUAUGAGAGGCUUUUGUUGUUCAUGAGAAAGGCUUUGGAUCGAUUGAAGUACAGUGAAGUAAAUUAUUCAUUACUUGACGUCAUUUUCUUAGUAACUGAACCCUUGACCUAAUAUUGCACCAUAUUCUAUGGUUUGAGCAUACUAUCUCUGGAUGGACAAAUCAUCCCUUCUAUAAAUGAAGACACUUGGAUUGUGGAUUGUGAGCUUUAAUGCAAACUUGAUUCAGUCAGCAUGCUAAUAAAAUUUUUGUGGCAGCUUUAA